AUGUUGCUAAAAGAAACAACAUACAAAAACUUAGCACUGCCACACAAUCUAGUACUCGAAGAAUCAUACUUUUCACCAAGAUCGAAAACGCACAACCCAGAUUCUUCACUAGACGAUAAAGAAAAACUCGAAACCGAGGCAGAAAAGGACCCGCUGGCGGCAACCGUCUGGCGACUCUAUACGAAAGCAAAGGGUAUCUUACCAGACGGUGAGAGACUAGAGAAUUUAAUGUGGAGAGCUAUGUUUAUUUCACGGAAAAAACGUGACAUGUGGAAGAAAAAACAACACUGCGAGAUUUAUACAAAACAGAAUAGUAAUACAAGGAGUUCACUAUCGAGUCUUACCACUACUUACUCUCUGCCUAAUAAUACCUCACAACAACAAACAUAUGGAACUUCGAAAACAGAAAAUAUUUAUAACGUGUAUCGAAAUGGUAAUGAUAUUGAAAUGCUGGAUUCAGAAGAAGAAACAAAUGACCACGAAUUCGAAGUAAUGAUCUUCACAGAUGACCAUAACCCACAUAUGGUAGCAUCUCCAUCAGACUCAAUUGCAAGUCUUAACGAAGAUAAUCUUUCAACUUCAUCGACUUCACCCGUUUUAUCUUCUACUACAUCGGCAGCUAUCCCAAUCCCAAUACCAACAUCAACUUCAAUGCUAACAACUUCGUCUUGUUUUGAUGAUGCUUCAAGUUCACAUGAAUUGAAUCUAGAAGCAUCGUCACCUUCACAUUUUGGUGUUGGUAUUGGUACUGCAUCAGCAACUUCACAAAGUAUAAUGAAUGGAAGAAAUACUGCUGGACUUUUUACGCGUACGAAUACCGCAAAUAUUCAACAUCAUCCUUUUAUAAUGCCAUUCCCAAAUAGCGGUGGUAAUCAAAUGUCUUAUAGACAGGGACAUCGGCCACAAUUUCCAAUUUCUCAAUUGAGUAUUACAAUACCGACAGACACUGACGAGUCAGAUCUUGAUUUGCCGGAUUCAAUGUCUUCUUCUCUCGCGACAACAGCGUCGACAAAUACACAGUAUACAUUACCUUCCUGUAAUUCUUCAUAUGAUCAACAUACAAUAGAAACUUACGGAGCUGCUACUGGUGGUAUAAAAAAUACCAGCAGUACACCGGAUGGAUCAGGUUUCUUCUUAUUUCCGUAUCCUACGACUACAGGAGAAACUAUAAACGGUCCACAUAACUCGCAAGCUUCAUUUUACGAUUUAAUACCCUAUAAUUAUAUAGGUGGAAAUGAAGAAACAUCGCAUUCACCAUCACAAUUUUCUCAUAUUAAUCCAACUCAAUUACUUACCUCAUCACCGACAACAACAAAUACAGUUCCAUAUAAUGCGAUAACACCAUCGGAAUCACGUACUGGCACUGUUGCUGGUGCACAUAAAUCAAGUAAUCCAACAACAUGUACCAAUUGUAACACACAAACAACUCCAUUAUGGCGACGUAAUCCAGAAGGACAGCCAUUAUGUAAUGCAUGUGGACUAUUUCUGAAACUACAUGGUGUUGUGCGACCAUUGAGUCUUAAAACUAACGUGAUAAAGAAGAGAAAUCGAGGUGGACCAGCAGCAGCUGGUAAAGUCCAGAAACCCGGUAAAGGAAUUCAAAUAGGAGCGGGAAGUAUGGGCGUGAUGAGUAAACGGAUGUCAUUAAAUUCAACUGUACCAUCACGAUCACUCCACAAUCCAAUGAUGAAUGGAACAGUACAACCAUUUAUAACGCAACAAUUGCGAUUCGGACAGCAAUCACAGAGUCAUUUGAAUAUACAACAAUAUUAUAAUCAGUAUAAUAAUUAUAAUCAAUUUCAUAUUCCACCACAUCAUCUUCCUAAUAAUCAGGAAGGAUAUUUAAUAAUGAACAACAACAACAACAACAAUAGUGCAUCAUCAAAUGCGAAUGAUCAACUGGCGACAUUUUAUCAACAACAACAACUUCUGCUUCAGCAGCAGCGUCAGGAUAUAAAAUCGCAUCGGGGACUUCAAUAUCCACCAUCAGCUAGUACAAAUAAAUUUCUACCUUCUCAUUUAAUUCACCGAGCACAACCAGCCGGAUCAAUAUUGUUUGCAAAUAGCAAUAAUCCAAAUAAUCCGUCAAUAAAAUAUAUUUCUGAUAACAUCACAUCGUCGUCAAAUUCUUCUCUACCGAUGGUCCCCAACUCACUUCGCGAACAAUAUGGUAAUCCGGAACUAUUACAGGUAGAAUUUGGUGAACACGGCGGUGAUGUUGCUACAUCAACAGGUGAAUUAAUUCACAACACGAAUAAUGCAUUCACAAAUAAUCAUCAUCAAUCCAUAACGAUGUCAAUGGUUCCGCCAGAUAUAUAA
Molecule: messenger RNA, 2319 nt
Organism: Ambispora gerdemannii
Lineage: Eukaryota; Fungi; Glomeromycota; Glomeromycetes; Archaeosporales; Ambisporaceae
Source: the annotation of a GenBank genome assembly